AUGGCCGCUCCAAUGAGGGACGCCUCGGCAGCUCCGAACCAGAACCACCCGACCACGGCAAACUUCGAGUACGAUGACAACGAGUGGGACAUAGGUAUUGGGGAUCUUAUCAUCGAUCUUGAUGCAGACAUAGAAAAGACGGGAGUGGGGGAAGGGAUGGCCGCCCCCAAACCUGGGAAGAUGCACUCCCCCGUCGAGCACCAAGCAACUGUCGACAAGGGCCUCAAGAUGAAGAUCAAGAGGACAAAGCCAGGCACGAAACAUGAGAUCGUUAAAUCUGGAGAAAAUGGGGAAAAGAAAAGGGGUAGUAGUGGCCACCGAAGAGAUAAGAAACAUGGAGAAAAACCAACCAGUAAAGAUGUUAAUGGUGUUCGCUGUGUUGAAAGAGUAGUUGUUCCUGUAGGACCAGUCUCUGCGAUAAAAGAAAAACGUCCUGAUGAUGCACCACCUGCAUUGAAAAAGCUUAAACCACAAAGCAGCAGUAACAGUAAUAGCAGUUCUUCCUCUAGCAGCAGUGGAAGUUCCAGUAGUGGACCAACUCUUGUUUGUUCACCUGCCCCUCCUCCUCUUACUCCACAGGUUCCACAACCGCCUAAUCUUCAUGUACUUCCAUUAUAUAUCUCUCCGACUAGUUCUCCACCGCCCCCUACUAUUCCAUUAGCAAAGGAGCUGGUGGACGUAUGUGUUGGGACUAGUGUUGGCACUAUUACUGAGCCUGAUUGUCUGGGACCAUGUGAACCAGGUACAAGUGUGACAUUAGAAGGAAUUGUUUGGCACGAGACAGAAGGAGUUCUAGUAGUCAACGUCACUUGGAGGGGAAAAACUUAUGUUGGCACCUUGUUAGACUGCACAAAACAUGAUUGGGCACCUCCAAGGUUUUGUGAUUCUCCUACAAGUGAUCUUGAUAUCAGGACACCUAAAGGUAGAGGUAAAAGAGGUAGAAGCGCAGCAAAUGCCUUACUUAAUGAUCUAGCUAAUUUCACUGAAACAAGAAGUUCAGUUCAUAGCAAAUUAAGGAGCAAUAAUGCUGUUGGACCAAAAGGUCGAAGAGGUCCUGGUGCAGCUAGUCCAACUCCUUUUGCAGCUCCCAAAACUGAAGCUACACCAAGCAAAAGAAAAACUAAAUCUCAUGAAGAAGAACCAUCUACGAAAAGAAAAGCUACACCCUCUCAACCAACAAGUCCUCUGCCACCACCAGUAUUACUAGAGUGUCCUGAACCAAACUGUUCAAAAAAAUAUAAGCAUAUUAAUGGACUCAAGUAUCAUCAGUCCCAUGCACAUGGUUCACCAGAUGAUGAAGAAACAAAAGAAUCUGGUACUUCUGAAGAAGAAGAUCCUAGUGUUAUAGUUGACAUCAAGAAAGAAGAGAACAAUGAAGUUACUGCUCCUCUAAUAGAUGAAGCAACUGAAACAGAGGAAAAAUCUCUCAUACAGUCUCCUUUUAGUAACGAAGAUUCACAUAACAGCCCUGCCCCAUUAAUUAGAGCUACUACACCUUCAACUCCUUCUCCUCCAGUCAUAGAACCUCCAUUGAAUAUCCCUUCUCAACCUCCUACAUUGACUAAAGUUCCUCCAUUCAAAGUGAAACCAGCCUCUGCAUUAAUGUCAGAAGAUAAAAAGGCUCUUUCCUCAUCUACAGUUAAUAAUACUGCAAAAACUCCACAAAAUCCUAAGAAAAAGAGUAGGAAAUCUCCUGCUAGUAGUCCACAUCCUAGUCCUCUCGAACCACCUGCAUUAGGCUUAGAAACUGGGCGGGAAGGUGUUCAAUCUCCGGCAUAUUCAGAUAUAUCUGAUGAUGCUGCUCCAUUACUAGAAUCAGAAGUAGAAGGUAAACCUAAAACUACUGAUGACAAAAAAGGUUGCCAAUCCCCACAACUUCAGCAUUAUGGUAUGUAUCCUUACUAUGGGCAGCCUCCAUAUUUGGUACCAUCUGUUUCUGAAAAAUCAAAAGAUAAUCCUUCAGAUAAAAUUGAAGGGAAGAUACCAGAAAAAGAAAAGAAGGAUGGUGACUAUCAUCAACAAAAGAUGUUGUCUCAACAUUAUUAUCAGUAUGGUUUUCAUGUUCCUGGAUAUCCAUUUAAUAUGGAUGGUUAUCCAGUGGUCAUCGAUGAUAAAAAAGAGGAAAAGUUGAGUCAGCCUUCUGAUACAAAACAGAUAACUACAUCAACAUUACACAUUCCAAAUCCCACUAAAAUAAAAUCAAACGAUACUCCUAUUUCAAAAGAAAAACAUCAAAAUGAUAAUCAUCAAAUUAUUAAAGAAAGCAUUGAAAUGAAGAAUCAAAUAAAUAAUUCCUUUAUUUACCAAAGGCAACAACAAGGCCAGGAGGAUGUCAGAAGGUUUUAUAUUUACCCUGAAAGAAAAGAAGGUUCUUCAACUAAAGCGACUCCUCCUCCCCAGAAGUCUCAUCCUAUACCUAGUCCCAAACAAAAAGAAAAAACAGAAGAAAAAAAAGACAGAGUAGAAGAGAAGAAGCAAGAAGGUGUUAAACCUACCAUGGAAACACAAGGUCCUCCACCUCCCCCAACUUCUCAAUAUGCUUAUAUUCAUCCUGGUUACAUGCAAUCACCACAUUAUGGUGCUUUGCCUUUUGAUCCUGGCCAUCCAAUGUAUAGAGGUAUGAAUCCUAUGCUUGUUUCAAGUUACCCAAAUUCACCAUACCUACAUCCACAGCUACAUGCUGUUCCAAGAUAUGCUCCUGAAGACCUUUCUCGAGGGCAAAGUGGUAAGGCAUUGGAUUUAUUACAACACCAUGCAAGUCAAUAUUAUACUCACCCUUCUCACAAAAUCCAUGAACUCCAAGAAAGAGCUAUUAAAUCUCCUACUCCAAAAGUAACCACUACCAUUUCUUCCCCUUCCUCAAGCUCAGUCACUGCUGUGCCUGUUACAUCUUCGGUUGCAACACAAGGGCAAGGCAAAGUAACUUCUGCUGACAACAAAGAAAGUAGGUCUCCACCUCCUCAGAGGCAUGUUCAUACCCACCAUCACACUCAUGUUGGUCUUGGUUACCCAAUACUUGCAGGACAGUAUCCAGCACCUUAUGGAGCUGCUGUACUGGCUACAGAACAUGCUGCUGCUAUAACAUCUGUACCAUACCAAGCCAAAUGA
Molecule: messenger RNA, 3108 nt
Organism: Nezara viridula (southern green stink bug)
Lineage: Eukaryota; Metazoa; Arthropoda; Insecta; Hemiptera; Pentatomidae
Source: the annotation of a GenBank genome assembly